AGUCUCUUUCCGACCACGGCGACGUUAGUAUCUCAGUGACGUGCGGCGCGACUUCGAUAUUCCACAGCCCGCCCCCUUAUAUAGGAAAACACUGUACAGUUUUUUCGCGUUCGAAUUUCAUCCGCCAGUGUUCUUACCCCGAUUUCGGGAUCGCAAAUUUCCAGUGUCCGAUCAGAGUGUGAUUUCACCGGAGGCAAAAUAGCAAUAGUGGCCCCCAAAUGUCCUUUAAAUUGUUGCUACCCGUGUCGCGAUCGAAAGAGCCCUUUAAUGUUUAUGUUUCGACGUAGGAGAGCGAUCAAUUUGACUAAAAAAUUGUUAAGGGAACGUAGGGCUAAUUUAAAUGGCCCUCCGGCUGUCGGGGAUAGGGGCCCUCCACCGGGGCCCCGAGAUACCAAGGAGAGGGAUGUACAGGAACUCCUUAAAAAAUUACAGGAAAACCAACUCGAGAUGUUGCUGACAGCGGUCGAUAGCCGCGGUCUCGAGCUCGGCCAUUGCGUGCUAGUGCCGCGCGAGCACUCGCACGAGCCGCACCUGCUCUGCUGCCAGUUUUGGCGGUGGCCCGAGGUGCGACAGGCGAGCGAGCUGCGCAGGUUACCGCAAUGCGGCGCAGCCGGAGACAUGGUUUACGCUUGCUGCAACCCUUUCCAUUGGAGUCGUUUGUGUCAACCUGAAACUCCUCCACCCCCUUAUAGCCGAACUAAUGAAGAUAGGAUACGACCUGAAGAUCGUGCACCAAGUGAACUGCCAUUAUUAACUAGGAACUCUUAUGAAUCGUUAACUACAAGUGGCGAUUCGUCAAUGACAAAUCGUUUAGAAUGGUGCAAGUUGGCCUACUGGGAACUGCAAGAAAGAGUGGGGCCUCUCUUCCACGUGGAACCUUGUUACGUCAAUGUAUUCGGCAACGUACCCUAUGGACUCGACGGAUUUAGUCUCGAGGCCGUGGGACCGCAAAACACCAAGCAAACCGAAGCUAGUCGGAAGACCAGGGCUAAGAUAGGAUUAGGUAUUACUUUAUCCCGUGAACCCGACGGCUUCGUGUGGCUUUACAAUCGAUCCGAGCAAGCUGUAUUCGUCGACUCGCUGUACCUGGAUGGGGGCUGUGAAGAGGUCCCUGGGGGACCCACUCGGGUACCAGCGGAUCAUUGCUUGUGCGUGCACGCGCCCGGGGGUCCGCAAAUGUUCGGAUGGGAUCAGUUGGUUCCUAACGGCUGCCGGCAGGGUCCUUCUGGUGAUCCAAAUAGUAUAAGGGUCAGUUUCGUUAAAGGUUGGGGUACCCGUUAUUCCAGACGAGAAAUAACCUCAUGUCCCUGCUGGUUAGAAGUCCUGUUGGCGCCUUGCAGGUGAUUCGUGCAAAAAGUACUGUUAGGCGAGAAAAAAAAAACCACGCAUCCCAAGGAUUCGAGAGAGAAACUGAGACGAAAGGAUACACAAUACUGCGCUAAACUUUUUUAUAUUUAAAAAAUAGUGGAAAGUGAUAAAAAUAAAGACAGCAGAAGCGAAUAAUAUUAGAUGUUGUUAUUAGGAUUUGUAUGUGGCCUUAUUACGAAAGGAUUUUUUGAGUGAAUAGUAAAAUUUUCUGUAAAACAGCUAUUUUCUCAAGAAUCCUCAGUACUAAAUUCACUAAAGUUGUUAGAAGCCAGUGCACGAAGAUAAAAAGGCUGAAUUAUUAAAGUUAAGGAAAAGAGAAUGUUAAAAUCCGUCCCCCUUGUUUUUUUUUUUUGUAUUUUUGUACUGACUGUUCAAAUUUUGUUUUGUAAAAUGUCCAGGUCUCCUCGUUAAGACCAGGAUUAUUGUUACUCUUAUUUUUGGGGAGCAAUUUUUUAUUUAAAAAAAAAUUCUAUCCAAAAAAAAAAAUCCUAUGAUAAACACACAAAGUAUAUAAAUUUAGAGCCUCGUACUGAUUUGCCUAUUUAAAUAAAAAAUUAGAAGUUGCCUUAUGCUACAUCUACUCGAUAGUGAGAUGUAAUUUUAAGGUUUAUAUAGAAUCUAUAUAUUUCGGUGCUUUAAUAAAAAGACUUUGAAGUCUUUUUUGUAGAGGAAGGGACCAUAAUUUCCAUCUUUGUUUUUUUUGGGUUAAGUUUAUAAUUUGUUUUUCAUCACGAAUGAAAAAUUAACUGGCAAAACAUUUUCAUAAGCAUUUCUUUUAAUUAAAAAAAAACCCGUACUUAUUUUAGUUUCCUUAUGUAAAAAAUUAUUUUACUUAAAAGUAAAAACUAAGUUAAACUAGUCAUUCAUGGAACUUCUUUUUCCCAGGUGGAAAGAACGCUUUACAUUGUACGAUAGGUCCAUUUAAAAAAAAAUAAAUAAUGCAGUUGUCUUUUAGUGCCUUGAUGAAAAAUACAGCAAAUAUUUAUUGAAAUUUAUAAUAAAAAUAAUAAUAAUUAUAGAAGCUUGAAAAAAUGUUCUUGUGAUUUGUACUACUCUUUAUAUUAUUAAUAUUUCAUAAUGACUGUUGUUAGAUUGAAUAUAAUAAUUUUAUAUUGUCCACAAAUCAAUUGGUCAUAUUUGGUUCCCACUUUCAUUUGGGAAUUUUUUUUAUAUUACAAUAAUAAAUCUUUUAACAAAUUUCCAAUUAUUAUUAUUAUUAUUUUAGUUUUACAUACAAAAUUUAAUUUUCUAUUUAUUUUAAAAUUUGAUGUUCGACAUAAUUCUUUUUCUGUACUAAUAUUUACAUGACAAUCAGUGUCAAUAAAAAUGAAAAAUAGUCAAAAAAGAACUCUUUUUAUUAUGUAUUGUAAAUAUGUAUUUCUGUACAUAGUAUAUACCUACUGAUGCCUUUGUAGCAACGAGGAAAAAUUCGGGCAAAUUGUCCUGUUAUUUAUAAAAAUACAAAUAUUAA
Ceutorhynchus assimilis (cabbage seed weevil) is the source of this 2839-nucleotide messenger RNA. The record is from the annotation of a GenBank genome assembly. NCBI's taxonomy places the organism in Eukaryota, Metazoa, Arthropoda, Insecta, Coleoptera, Curculionidae.